Molecule: messenger RNA, 681 nt
Organism: Spinacia oleracea (spinach)
Lineage: Eukaryota; Viridiplantae; Streptophyta; Magnoliopsida; Caryophyllales; Amaranthaceae
Exons: 3
Coding region: 22-345 (107 amino acids)
Source: RefSeq, a predicted model, not a curated record
ACCAAACUCAAAAUAGAAAAAAUGACAGAAGUUGUACCAAUUACAAGGAUUGAUAGAAAAUCAUCGAUUGAAUUUGAGCCUCGUACUCUUAAUUUCAGACAAAUUCAAUCCGCAAGGGAUGCAGCUUUGUACGUGGUAAGAUCAAGGAGUAUAGAAGAAGCCAAUCAAAUAUUUACCGAGGGUAUGGCGCCUAUAGAAUCGGAAUCUCCGAGAAGCGGAAAUGUGUCAUGUACAAUGGUUGCGGGUGGAUCAUGUUUAGACGACGACGAAAACACGUAUCCAACAUACAGUAAUCAGUAUUUUACAUUGGACACAUUAAGGGAUGUAGCCACUGCGCCAUUUUAACUUUUAAGUUCCCCUCUCAUGUAAUAGGGCACAACCCUAAGCUGUUUUCGAUAGUAGUCCUUUGUAGUAGUGUAGUCCGUUUUAGAGUUUUAGGUUAACCUUAGUAUAGCCAGGAAGAGUCCUUUUUGUUAAGAAAUUAACAAACAAACUUGUAUUUUUGGUUCCAAGUUUAUGUGGACCGCCUAGCAAUCUAGCAUACAUUACUCUGUGUUCAAUCUGUUUAUCUUCGGCCCGGCCCAAUCUGGAGAAUAGCGGGUUUUGGAUAGAUCUUUUAAGCUCAAAACACGAUGUUAUUUUCUUUGACGGGUUGUGUGCAACUCAAAACUGAAAUUUUAG